Saprolegnia parasitica CBS 223.65 is the source of this 2711-nucleotide messenger RNA. RefSeq names its product AGC/AKT protein kinase. The record is from RefSeq and is a predicted model, not a curated record. Lineage: Eukaryota; Oomycota; Saprolegniomycetes; Saprolegniales; Saprolegniaceae. Gene Ontology annotation, molecular function: ATP binding; protein serine/threonine kinase activity. Bases 13 to 2184 code for a protein of 723 amino acids. Gene Ontology annotation, biological process: protein phosphorylation. The transcript has 5 exons.
CGACGGACGAGCAUGGGCAACGAAGCGUCGCAGAUGGGGGGCAACGCGCUCGACAUGUCGUCCCGGAAUCUCAGCAGCACCUGCCUCGCAGGCAUGGACGAGCCUAGCGCCGGCCUCCGCUCGGCGCCCUUCCUCUCGGAGACGAGCUACGACGCGAGCCGCGCCGAGAACCUCGAGUCGCUCGACCUCCAGAGCGGCUUUGAGUGGGAAGGCUUCGUCUCCAAGAAGGGCCAUCUCGUGCGCAACUGGAAGCUGCGCUACUUUACGCUCGAGUCGAAUUUGCUGUCGUACUAUGAGAGCAAGGAAGACGCGCGGAAGCGGCGCCACCUCAAGGGCCGCGUGCACCUCACACGCGUCCAGAUCAUCGAGGGCAAGAGCGCGCAUGGCUACGACUUUACCUUUGACACACAAGAAGGCAAGCCGUUCCACGUCUCGACGACGACCGAGCUCGACCAAAUCGCGUGGGUCAAGGUCAUGCAGGCGGGCAUUGACUGGUUCAACCUCAACAACGCCGGCCAGUCCAUCUACGGCAGCUCGCUUCUCUCCAAGACGCCGUUUUGCAACGCGGAGACGCUCUACUCGCUCUACCGGCGCGUCCUCUCGAACGAACCGAACCUCGUGGACGAGUUCCUCGCCUACUUCAACAAAGACCUCGUCUUCUCGUCCUACUACCCGCGCAAGUUUCCGUUCCACGGCGACUUUUUCGGCCGCGAAGGCAUCCUCUUCUUCCUCAGCACGUUCCGCGAGAGCAUGGACAUCCUCGAGUUCACCAUCAGCGACGUCACCAUGGAGCGCGACGGCAAGGUCGCGACCAUCAAGGGCCACGAGAAGCUCCGGUCCAAGCAGAACGGCGCCGACGUUGUCCAGCCGUGGGUCCACCGCAUCCGGUUUGGUCCGUACGGCAAGAUCAUUCGGCUCAAGAUUGAAAUCGACACCAAGAUGGCCAAAGGCAACUGGAACGCACUCGGCAUGCAGACCAUCUACUCGGAAGAGGUCAUUGCGGCCAUGCGCUCGACGCGCGCGCUCUCGAUCUCGCUCCAGGACUUUACCGUCUACAACGUCAUCGGCAAGGGUGGGUUUGGCACAGUCGUGAGCGCGGUCAAGAAGAGCGACGGCCAGAUUUACGCGCUCAAGAUCCUCGAAAAAGGCAAAAUGACCAAGUACGACAUCGAGUCGUCGUUCACCGAGAUGCGCGUGGCCCAAAACAUCCACCAUCCGUUCAUUGCGGGCCUGCGCAUCGCGUUCCAGUCGCAGACCAAGCUCUUCCUCGGCAUGCACUACUACAACGGCGGCGAUCUCUUCCACCACAUGUCCAAGGGCUCGAGUUCGCGCAUCUCGGCCGCGCGGGCCAAGUUUUACACGGCCGAGCUCGUCCUUGGCAUUCAUCACUUGCACCAGCACGACAUUCUGUACCGAGACAUUAAGCCCGAAAACGUCAUGAUUGACGCCGACGGCCACAUUGCGCUCGUGGACUUUGGCCUCGCCAAGCUGCACGUGUCGGAGUUUAAAGGCGCCAAGACGAUGGCCGGCUCGCCGCAGUACACGGCGCCGGAGCUGCUCUUGCCAAAGGCGAAGCGGUCGUACGGCAAGGCGGCCGAUUGGUGGAGUCUCGGCAUCCUCCUCUACGAAAUGAGCAUUGGCAAGUCGCCGUUCUUUGACAGCAACAUUGAAAAGAUGUACCAAAAGAUCCAGAACGACCCGGUCAUGUUUCCGCCGACGCCCGAGACGUCGCGCGAGCUCCAAGAUUUGCUUCUCGGCCUCCUCCGGAAGGACCCGCACCAGCGCUACGGCAGCGCGAUCUCGGACAUCCUCCAGCACCCGUACUUUGCCGACAUCAACUGGGACAAGUUGCUCCAAAAGAAAUUGAGGCGCCGUGGAAGCCCCACCUCACGUCGACGCUGGACGUCAAGUAUGUCGAUUCCGAGUUUACCGAGCUCGACGUCUCGGAAGAGGUCAUGUCGCCAACGGACAAGGCGUCGAAAAACAUCCUCUUUGACAAGUUUGAGAGGAUAUUUGUGCCGCGGAGCCAGCGCAAGGCACCGGCGCCGGCGCAGGACCCUACGUUUAAGGACUUUACGUACUUUUGCGAGGACCCGAACGCGCUCGUCGCUGUCGAGUCGCUCGUCGACGAGCUCCACACAAAGGACACGGUCGCAAGCCGGCGCGGUGCCGACGCGAUCGUGAGCGACGACCUUCUCGACGACGGCAACGGCACGCCGCUCUCGUCGUUCAUCGCCAACGACCGCCCGGACCUCGGCGCGUCGCCCGACAUUUACCCGAUGGACCCGCAUCUGAACCCGCCAUACAACUCUACGAUGCCGGGCACGUCGAGUUCGCGCCGUCUCGAAGAGUUUCGACACCAAAGCAGCAAUGGAUCCGCCCUUUUGGGCACGCCACCCAAGCCCAUGGACCGGCUGCCGCCGCGCGCGACGUCGGUGCCGCUCCUCCCGCCCAAGCCGACACACCGCGCGUCGGACGUCAAGAAGCACGAGGACGCGGCCGACGUCGAGAUCUUUCGAAGGGCGCCGGUGACGCCGUCGGCGGCGGCGGCGUCGACGAACGCGGCAACGCCAGCGGCGACGCCGGUCUUUUUCCGCAACUCGUUUCGCAACUCGUUCCGGUCCGACCCGUCGGCGUAAGCACCGGUCCCCUCUUCUACUUACUACUUGUCUGCGAUAUAAUACAACUUCUUACUACACACCGACGAUAAC